GGCUGGACCUUCACCACGUCUUACAAGCUCAAGAGACACCUGCAGUCGCACGACAAACUGCGGCCAUUUGGCUGCCCGGUGGAGGGCUGUGGCAAGAGCUUCACCACCGUGUACAACCUCAAGGCGCACAUGAAGGGGCACGAGCAGGAGAACUCCUUCAAAUGCGAGGUCUGUGAGGAGAGCUUCCCCACGCAGGCCAAGCUCAGCACCCACCAGCGCAGCCACUUCGAGCCCGAGAGGCCUUACCAGUGUGCGUUCUCUGGCUGCAAGAAGACGUUCAUUACUGUGAGUGCCCUGUUUUCUCAUAACCGCGCCCAUUUCAGGGAACAGGAACUCUUUGCCUGCUCCUUCCCUGGCUGCAGCAAGCAGUAUGACAAGGCUUGCAGGCUCAAGAUUCACCUGCGCAGCCACACGGGAGAGAGGCCUUUCCUUUGUGACUUCGAUGGCUGUGGCUGGAAUUUCACCAGCAUGUCCAAACUCUUGAGACACAAGAGGAAGCACGACGACGACCGCCGGUUCACCUGUCCCGUAGAGGGCUGCGGGAAGUCCUUCACCAGGGCCGAGCACCUGAAAGGCCACAGCAUAACCCACCUGGGCACGAAGCCCUUCGUGUGCCCCGUGGAAGGCUGCUGUGCCAGGUUCUCCGCCCGGAGCAGUCUCUACAUCCACUCCAAGAAGCACUUGCAGGACGUGGGCACCUGGAAAAACCGCUGCCCGGUCUCCACCUGUAACAAACUCUUCACGUCCAAGCACAGCAUGAAGACCCACAUGGCCAAGAGGCACAACCUCAGCCAGGACCUCCUGGCCCAGCUGGAAGCUGCCAACUCCCUCACACCCAGCAGUGAACUCACCAGCCAGGGCCAGAACGACCUCAGUGGUGCAGAGCUAGUGUCUCUGUUCUCGGAUGUGCCUGGCCACAGUUCUGCUGCCGUGCUGGACACGGCCUUGGUCAAUUCCGGGAUCUUGACGAUUGACGUGGCCUCUGUGAACUCGACCCUCGCGGGAAGUCUCCCUGCUGAUAACAGUAACCAUUCCUUAGGGCCAGCGGUGGACCCCCGGGCCCUCAGGGCCCCCACUGACCUUCCCCAGAGUCUGGAUACCUCUCUCUUCUUCGGAACCUCGGUGGCUGGCUAUCAGCAGAGCCCCUUAGACAUGGACGAUGUCUCCGGUGGAAACGUGGGGCUCUUUGGCUCCUUGGCUCUGAAAAGCUCCAGCCUGGAGCCCCAGGCUUUGACACCCAGCAAUAAGUUAACUGUGGACACCGAAGCUCUGACUCCCUCCAGCACCCUCUGUGAAAACAGUGUCUCAGAACUACUGACCCCUGCCAAAGCCGAUUGGAACGUGCACCCCGAGUCUGACUUCUUUGGGCACGAGGAAGAAACCCAGUUUGGAUUCUCCAACCCGGCAGGAAGCCACGCUUCUCAGAAAGAAACAGACCUUAUCACGGUGACUGGCACCCCGUUUUUGGUAUGAACCUACUCGGCCCGUGCCCUGACGGGUGGCUCGCUUUCAUUGAUUACACUCCAAUCUGAGGAUGUCCUGUUCUGGACGGAGUGCUGACUUACCUGCGGUCCUUUCUUGCUGCUUUGCAAAGGAGCGCAUCUGUGGACUAUACAGAUUGAGAGAUUGAAAUUCUCACCCCGAGUCUGGAACUCAUGAGUUCUGUGACCGUGAGCAAGUCUCUUAACCUAACUGAGCCUUAAUUUUUUCUUUUUAUGUAUAAAGAAGGUUGUUUGUUUAGAUUGCUUCUACUCUCUUUUCAGCUCUUUAGGUUCUUGAUAAUAAGUGUUUUUUCAUUGAAAUUUAUUGUGACACCCCAACAAUGAUAUGCUCCUAUUUUGAAUAUAAUGUAAAUUAAGUUAUGUGAUAGUGAAUAUAUACUUUGCACUUCAUGAAUUGUAAACCCAUGCAUCAUCUUAUUUGUCUUUUUCACUGCCCUUUUUUUAGUAUUUUUUAAGGACUACCAGAUAUUAGUUUAUUCAUAUAUAUUCGUUACAGAGCUGCAGAAUACAUUGGGUCUAGAGAAAAGUUUAUUAUAAUAAUUUUUGUAUCAAUGAAAAUCCAUGUUUUUAACUUCAUAUUGUCACAUAAUUGCUACCUGGUUUAAAACUCCUUAAUGUUCUGCAAUAUAUUUUAAUCUGUACAUUUCAUUUCCCCCCUUUUCUUAAGAUUUUAUUCAUUGAAAAUAAUUAUUUUUGAGUAGAUUUUGCCACAUCCCAUCUAAUUUUUGCUGAUUGUAUCCUGUUUUCACUCAUUUUCUCAAUUUAGUAGUUAAUGACUUGAUCAUAUUUAAAUAUUAUUUUUGCAUGGAUGUUUUAUAGAUUACCCUGCAUUCUUUUACAAUUUGCUUAUAAUGUCUCCUUUCUCUUUUUGUGAUACUGAGAGCCUUUACUGAUCAGGACAUUUGGUUGUGAUUACUCUUGCUUCUGAUAUGUUCAGAUGUUCUUGUACAAUCGCUAACACUUAGGGGAGGAGGAAAUGUUGUUUAGAACACUUAGGAAAGUUUAAUAGAAAUACUAUUUAGUGCCAGAAUAUUUUCUUAAAUGGUGGUAAGACUGACAAGACAAAUAGCAAAGAGAAUUGUGUUUGUUCUUGUCAUUGUUGAUAUUUCUGACAUCUUUUGGUGGUAGUAGGGAGGCUGUGUUGUCGAAUUGCCAUCCAGGACUUUGACAUGAAAGCUUCGGAGUCCAGUUUGUGCUCUCUGGUAUUGGAGAGGUUGUCUUGAAGAUAUUAGUCUCACUAAACCUCAGUUUCCUGUUUACUGACUAAUGUGUAUGCACAUGACUAACAUUCCUUAGACUUUUCUUCUCAUACAGUUUCAACACAUAAGAAAAAGUAUGUAUUUCAGUACAUUUUGAUCACUUUAUAUGCUCUUUUUACACUUUGAGUUUUUUGUGUUAGGUAAAAAGGCCUAAUUCAGCCCUAUUGGUAUUCAAGUUAAUAAAGUGUUGUGAGGUUUAGAAUGAAAAGGAAAGGAUCUCUUUAUUCCUUACCCUGAAUAAUUUUCUUUCCUAAAAUGUUUGGGAAAGCCAAGAGUGGAAACACUGCUCACGUGGUUAUCUCCAUACCUCUCUAUUUGUUCAGUCUGUCAACAUCCUUGUUCUGUUUCUAACACUAGGCUUCUCUCUGUGACUGUGGAGCUCUGGUUCUUUCAAAAUCUGAUAAAGGAGAAGAGGGUGAUCAUAUCCCUUGUGAUCUGAAGAGAGCGUUGUUUAUACUUUUCCAGAAUUGAAAUGAAAGAUUGAAUCUCAAUAUUGUGUAAACUCUGUGCAGAGACUAUAGCGUUUUUAGUUUGUGGAAUGUUUUCAUACCUCAUGUCUUUUAUUUUUGUUCAGAGCAACUCUGUGAGGUAGUUUUAGCAAAGUCUGUGCAUGUUUCAUAUUAUAGUUUAGCCAACUCACAUUCCAACUGGUUUUGGCUAUGACCGACACUUCUAUAUAUAGCUUCACAAAAGAAGAAAAUAUUUUCACCUCUCCUGUCUGCAACUUCCAAGAUUCACUUUCCUCUGUCAUCACUGGUUGCUCUGUUCUAACGUAAUUGGUUUCUGUUAGCUUCUGCUUACUUUUUCUAUAGUAUACUCUCUUGCCUGUGCAUUCUACUCCUUAUACACCUUUCUUUCUUGUUUGUUUUUUUAAUGAAUAGAUAUCUUUCCUGUGACUAUCCCUUCAACAUCUUCCUCAUGGCACAUUUUCUUUCAGUGCUAGCAUUCACUAAGUGUGUACUAUAGUUCUGUGUGUACAGUAAAAAGCUAUUUUCUGAGCUUAAAUAAUACUGUGUGUAUAUAUGAUUCAAAGCAUAAAGGAGAUUAUUUUUUAUGCUGUUCAACUGAGAAAUGAAUUUCUGUGUCAUUGUUUCUAUUUAAAAAGUUUUUGCCAGGGAGUUCUGCUAAUACUUUCUUAUUUGUUCUAGUGUACUAGUCUAGUAGCAUUUGCAUGUAGAUGUCUAUGGAUGACAGACUUUGGAAAUGCACUCAAAAUUUGCCACUAUGAAAUGUUUCUCUGUUGUGUGUGUGUUGGUAUUUAUACACACCCACAGAUACUCGAAAAUAUUUUAAAAAUGGUUGUACGCAUUUAGUGAAGAUGAAAAGUAGACAUACUUUUAUAAAUCAAAAAAUGCUUAGAAUUUUAUUUUGUCUACCCAUUUGACAGUUUUCCAUGUUUGUGUUGAAACUAUUUGUAUUCAUAAAAUAUAUUUCAAAAGUGUUAUUCAUUUGAACGUUCCUAAAUAGACCACUAUUUUUUGUGUUUGGCAAAUAAGUCUGUCAAGGAUGAGCUGAAUACACAAGUCAUGAAAAUAAAGUAAAUUUAUAAACAUGAAGAUAAA
This is a messenger RNA of Cricetulus griseus (Chinese hamster), 4323 nucleotides long. The record is from RefSeq and is a predicted model, not a curated record. Lineage: Eukaryota; Metazoa; Chordata; Mammalia; Rodentia; Cricetidae.